Hevea brasiliensis (rubber tree) is the source of this 2799-nucleotide messenger RNA. RefSeq names its product putative receptor protein kinase ZmPK1. Gene Ontology annotation, molecular function: protein serine/threonine kinase activity; ATP binding. The record is from RefSeq and is a predicted model, not a curated record. Bases 52 to 2541 code for a protein of 829 amino acids. Lineage: Eukaryota; Viridiplantae; Streptophyta; Magnoliopsida; Malpighiales; Euphorbiaceae. Gene Ontology annotation, biological process: recognition of pollen; protein phosphorylation. The transcript has a single exon.
GUUGCCGUCGAGCCAGAUCAAGACCUAUGAUGAAAAAAAAAAAAAGUGUCAAUGGUUGUUGUACGUCAGCCAUUCUUAAAUGCUCUGUUUCAGGCUCUCAGCUUUGAAGAAUUGCAAAUGGGUUCCUUUUUUUCCUUGCUUGUUCUGUUUCUGACGAUUUCUCCUCCACAUUCAUGUUCACCAACGUCUCAAAACACUUUGAGCAUAGGCUUCUCCCUCUCUGUGGAGGAUCUAGAUCACUUGUUGAUUUCACCUAAAGGAAAAUUCUCCGCUGGUUUUUAUCCUGUUGGAAAUAAUGCUUACUGCUUUGCCAUAUGGUUCACCCAACCUUCAUGCUCUAGGGAUCGUGAUUGUGUUCUAGUAUGGAUGGCGAACCGUGACGUACCAGUUAAUGGGAGACUUUCAAAGCUAUCCCUACUCAAAACUGGUAAUCUUGUCCUCACUGAUGCUGGUCGAUCACCCGUUUGGUCGGUCACUAAUACUGCUUCGCUCUUUUCAUUGCGUCUGGAACUAUACGACUCAGGCAAUCUUGUUCUACACGACUUGAAUGGUAUUAUUUCAUGGCAAAGCUUUGAUUCACCCACAGAUACUCUGCUUCCCCAACAACUCUUCACCAGAAACACUCAGCUCAUUUCGUCAAGAAGCAGUUGGAACUUUUCUACGGGGUUUUACAAGUUCUAUUUCGACAACGAUAAUGUUCUCCGUCUUCUUUAUGAUGGGCCUGAGAUCUCAAGCGUUUUCUGGCCAGAUCCUGGGUCUUUGCCCUGGGAAGAGCAGAGAUCUACGUACAACAGCAGUAGAAUUGCCAUGCUCGAUUCCUUGGGUAAUUUUUCUUCUACUGAUAAUUUCACUUUUUUCUCUGCUGAUUACGGAGAGAAGCUCCAAAGAAGAUUGAAGCUUGAUUUCGACGGUAAUCUUCGCUUGUACAGUCGAGAAGAGGGAAAUGGGUCUUGGGUUAUUUCAUGGCAGCUCAGUUCUCAGCCAUGCAUUGUUCAUGGAAUUUGUGGACCCAAUAGUGUUUGUUCCUAUGAUCAUCGCUCUGGUAGGAUGUGUUCUUGCAUUCCAGGGCAUAACAUUGUAAACCAUACGGACUGGUCUUAUGGUUGUGAACCGGAAUUUAAACUUUCAUGUUCGAGUAGUGAUGCUAUUUUCCUUAAACUCCGUCAUGUUGAAUUUUAUGGGUAUGAUUUCGGUUUCUAUCCUAAUACCACCUUCGACGAAUGUAAAAACAAAUGCUUGCAGAGAUGCGAUUGCAAAGGAUUCCAAUUUAAAUUUAUCAAGCACGACCAUCCUAGUGAUAUUCCUUAUUGUUUCGCCAAGACGCUCUUGCUAAAUGGACAGCGUUCGCCCAACUUUGAAGGAGAUCUAUAUUUGAAAGUGCCUAAGGAAAGACAGCUCUCCGAUGACUGGACUGUUGACGAAUUCAACUCCUUUAUUUGUAACAGCACCCAUAAUGUUAUCGAGCUGGAAAGAAAGUAUGUGAUAAAUCAUAAGGCUUGGUCUGUGAAGUUCUUGCUUUGGUUUGCAAUUGGGGUUGGAGUAUUCGAGAUUUUGGGCAUAAUUUUGGUGUGGGCUUUGUUGCUAAGAAACCAGUUGAACAGAGGCGAAAUCACACAAGGCUACGUUCAGGCCGCGACUGGUUUCAAAAGGUUUACCUAUGCAGCACUGAAGAAGGCAACACGAAAUUUCAAAGAAGAAAUUGGAAAAGGAGCGGGAGGAAUCGUGUAUAAAGGCAAAUUAUCAGAUGAUCGAGUUGCAGCAAUUAAGCGACUAAAUGAAGCUCACCAAGGAGAAGCUGAAUUUCUAGCAGAAGUAAGCACCAUUGGGAAGGUUAAUCACAUGAACCUAAUAGACAUGUGGGGAUAUUGUGCUGACGGGAAGCAUAGGCUUUUGGUUUACGAGUAUAUGGAGCAUGGAUCCUUAGCAGAAAACCUCUCUUCCAAAGCACUUGAUUGGAAGAAGAGAUUUGAAAUUGCCGUGGGCACUGCUAAAGGAUUGGCUUAUUUGCAUGAAGAAUGCUUAGAGUGGGUUCUGCACUGUGAUAUAAAGCCACAAAACAUUCUCUUGGGCUCCGAUUACCGGCCAAAGGUGUCAGACUUUGGUCUAUCCCGUUUGGUAAGUAGAGUUAAAACUGAGAAUUCAGGCUUCUCAAAAUUGAGAGGAACCAGAGGUUACCUGGCCCCUGAGUGGAUUUUCAAUCUACCCAUCACCUCUAAAGUGGAUGUCUAUAGCUAUGGAAUUGUUGUGCUGGAAAUGGUAACAGGAAAGAACCCGGCAAUGGAUGUUGAAUAUGUUGACAAUGGUGAGAAUGUGGAGCAAAAAGGUUUAGUAGCAUGGGUGAGGGAGAAAAAGUCUGGAGCAGCCGCAAAGGAAUCCUGGGUUGGAGAGAUAAUAGAUCCCAUAAUGGGAAAUGAUUAUGACACAGAUAAAUUAGAAAUUCUAGCUGAAGUUGCUUUGCAGUGCGUAGAGGAAGACAGAGAUGCAAGACCCAACAUGGGCCAAGUAGUUGAGAUGCUUUUGCGUGAUGAAAAUCAUCCUUAACUACAGAGGCCCUGCUUCUACUAAUUUCUUGAGUCUUAGCUUUUCUUUGUAUGUUGUCUUGUCUAUAAUUUGCUUUCUCUCUUCCUGCCUAGAUAAUGCAUUAUGUCUAUCCGAAGCAACAAUUGGGAUGAGAUCGAUGAGUCUCAGAUGUACAAUAAAUAAUUUGCUUUAGGAAUGCUUUUAUGUUUUAUCCUAUUUACAUGUAUUAAUCUGAUGACGCAUAUGGAGCUACAAAAUAUUACUUGGAGCUUUAAGAAA